AGAGGCGCCGGAGAGCCGGGCUUGAGGUGGCCAUGCCGGGGACGCCUGCCGAGGGGCGAUGCGUGGUCUGCGGACGCGAGGGGCGCCAGGCCGCGAAGUACCGAUGUCCGGGCUGUCGGGAGAGAUAUUGUUCGGUGCCUUGUUACAAGAAGCACAAAGAAGAGUGCACAUCCAGAGUGGAUCCAGCCACACGGCCUGCAGAUUCAGGUCCUUCCUGCCCCGUUCAGAGAGAGAAAUCCUGGAGGGCUGAAGGCAGCCCUUGGUCUGUGGAUGACAUUUUGACCGAAGAUGAUGAAGACGAUAGGGUGCCUCUCCAGAAACUUCAGCUGUUGAGGGAAUCGGAAGAGCUCCGAGCCAUCCUUUCGAAUCCUCACCUCCACACGCUGCUGCUGACCAUUGACCAAGCCGACAACAAGAGCGCUCUCAUGAGAAGAUACAUGCAGGAGCCCGUCUUUGUGGAGUUUGCAGAUUGUUGCCUGAGGACUGUCGAGCCGGAGGUGGAGGAGAACGAAAUUCCAGAAUGAAUGUCUAGGGAGUCAAGUAGAGGUUUCUCCAGCCCUGGAAAAUGGCUAGCAAAUCCGGAGAUGCUUUGUCUUAUUCACUGCCAGUUCUGCGUUGGAAUCUCUUGGACAGAAUGAGCCACGCUGCUCCCAAGAACAGUUGAUCCAAGCAUAGGGGUGAUUUUCACAAGCUGAAUUUUUUUUUUUUUUGAACUACCAAAUUUUUGCCAGUUUCAAGAGUGGCAAUUCCUCUGGUUUUGAAAGGGAGAAAGAUGCUUUUAUUUUUAAAAUAAAUCGUUUAAUAAAGUCUAACCUCCUUUUUGCACUCUGGUCUGAUUUUAUAUUGUGGGAAAGGAAGAAAAGUUAAAAUUUUACUUCUGGAGUAUAAAACUGAUGCAGUAAAAAUAUCAAAACCAGCCAUAUUUAUAAUCAUCUCAAGUUUAUUACCUCUUAAUUUGUACAGAAUAUAACGCAACCCAGCAGUUAGGAAGAAUGAUCGGAGACUAUUACUUUGACCUCUGCCUUUUAAUAAUUUAUUCUUUUUUCUGACAUUUUAAGAAAUAUUUUGAACAAAACAGCUGCAUCUCAGAAGAAUUUUUAAAAUAACUCUUCAGGUUUUUUAUUAAAAAAAUGCCCAAGCAUCCGGCUUUUUCCUCAUUACAUGGAGACACUGACAAGUGCAGUAGAUUUAAAAAAAAUAUAUAAAGUUCUCACUACAUUAAAAUAGUGUCUUUCGUGAUUUAAUGGUGUGGCCAUUAAAAAACUCCUGAAGAUUUCUAUCCUGUGGUAUAUCAAACCUACAGCGCCCUUUUGAAAUAAACAUUGCUAUAUAGACAUUUUUU
Molecule: messenger RNA, 1342 nt
Organism: Pseudonaja textilis
Lineage: Eukaryota; Metazoa; Chordata; Lepidosauria; Squamata; Elapidae
Gene: ZNHIT3
Product: zinc finger HIT-type containing 3
Biological process (GO): snoRNA localization; box C/D snoRNP assembly; maturation of LSU-rRNA from tricistronic rRNA transcript (SSU-rRNA, 5.8S rRNA, LSU-rRNA)
Cellular component (GO): nucleus; pre-snoRNP complex
Molecular function (GO): protein binding
Source: RefSeq, a predicted model, not a curated record